Liolophura sinensis is the source of this 1882-nucleotide messenger RNA. Its product is annotated as von Willebrand factor-like. Gene Ontology annotation, molecular function: protein binding. Bases 1 to 1428 code for a protein of 475 amino acids. The record is from RefSeq and is a predicted model, not a curated record. NCBI's taxonomy places the organism in Eukaryota, Metazoa, Mollusca, Polyplacophora, Chitonida, Chitonidae. The transcript has 12 exons.
AUGAUUGUAUUAUGUGAAAUCCUAGUAGGUACAGGUCAGAUUCAGACGCUGGACAAUGCAACCUGUGCGUGUAGAUGUAAGGGUCUCAAGUGUAAAGUCAAUCAGUUUAGAUGUCACAACGGUCAGUGUCUAGAUGAGAACCUCCUGUGUGACGGUGCUAUUGAUUGCGACAGUGACGAGCUGAACUGCACUACCAUGACACCUCCCACAUCCACAAUUUCCGCGACAAGAACAACACCGCUGUCCUCCACGAUCAGUGUGAGUGUGACAAUGCCACCCACGACUCCCACAACAACCAAUGUGUGCGACAAGACAAUGUGUCCACCUCUGUCUGAGCCACCCAAGAAGCUUGGCGAGCAGCACAUCCUAGUGAAGACCUCUGAUGGUUGCUGUGAUAUUUAUAAGGUGGUGUGUAACUGUUCAGGACUAACCUGUCAAUACCCAAUGAAACCAAAGAAUGUGUCCACUAAGGAGUGCUGCCCUCGCUGCUCUUGCCCAUCAGUCUGCCCACCACCAACUGACAUAACCUGCCGUUCGGGUUCUACCAGGGUGACUGUCAUCUCUGUAUGUAACUGUAAAUCUUACGCCUGUGUGGAUAAUACUACAGCCCCCACCACCUCUGCCGCAACCACCAUCUCUGUUGGCACAACGCCUCAUGUGACACCCCCACCGCCGUGUUCCCGCACUCUACCUAACGGGACGAGUCACACCUAUCAGCCCGGUCAGAAGUGGAACGAAACCUUGUGUAGAUCUUGUAAGUGUGAAGAUGACAUGAAAUCCAGUGGGGGAGUGACCUGUAUGGAAAAGCAAUGUGAAAAGUGUAAACUGGGAGAGAAGGAAGUGAAAAUUCCUGGUCAGUGUUGUCCAGUUUGUCUUCCGUAUGCAUGUGUUGUGGAUGGCAAAGUUUAUACGGCUGGGAAAGUCAUCCCCUCAGCUUCACCUGAAGACAAGUGCUUAACCACGACUUGUGAACACAGGCCAAGUGACCGCGCUUACUACAUCCGCAAGUCCUGGGUGUCCUGUCCUGUCGACCUUCCCUUCUGUAAAGAGGGCCAAAGAGAUCGAGAUAUAACUGGUUGUUGCCCGCUUUGUCUAAACAGUACCGAAAGCACGUGUGCCACGUGUGAUGUGAAACUCGUCUAUGGCAUUCCUUCCAAAUCCAUUGGCUUCUUCAAGGUCCAGGACAACGGCGUGGUCUGUAAAAAUACCGAAAUCAUUCCGGACUUGAGUGAAUGCAGUGGGUACUGUGGCUCAUCGGCCAAAUACAAGGACUUGCUGUCUGGUCUGCAGAAUGACUGCCGUUGCUGCCAGGCGCAGACGACCGUGUCCAGACCGCUGAAGCUGAAGUGUGAUAACGGUACGAUCAUCGAGCGGUCCUACAAAGUGCCGACCAGCUGUGGCUGCAGCGUGUGCACCGGAAGUCCAUAAACACCAUCGGCCAUUCCAACCGAAACACGGAUCAUCCGAACCGUUCCCGUUACCCGAACUUUUAUUAGCCCAAGGACAAAUUCUUACGGCAUUUUAACUUAUGUAGACAGUAUGUUAAAAAUAAAUAUAUAAAUAAAUAAUCUUCAAUUUGUGGUUUCAAGAGGGAGUUUCAUGUUUUGAUCAUUUUUUGUCCAGAUGGACUGUUCAUUUAAGAUAUUCUUAAGAGUACCAAUGUGCUUCAUGGUAACCGUGUUGCAGCCAAAUGGUUGCUGAAAUUCUUAAUUAUGUAGUGUACAUUAUGGUUACCGUAAUUAAAUUAUCAAAAUAAAGUGAAAAGCAGCGCAUGUGUGUUGAAAUGUAAAUUAUUAAGCGCUUAAUCUUGUCUUGUGACAUAUUUGAUUCAACUCCCACUCUGCACAUUGUCAUUCAAUAAAACUAGUCUCUGCAUGCUAAA